AUGGAUAUUGUAUUUGUUUUGGAUGGUAGUUCAUCUAUUGAUGCAGGAAAUUGGAUUAACAUGCAAAACUUUGCAUCCAAUUUAACUGUUGGAUUUGGUUCAAACAUUUCACCAACUGCCACCAAGAUUGGUAUCAUUCAAUUCUCUACAACAACUGUAACUCACUUGGAUUUGAAAGAUGGUACUUCCAAGACAGCUGUUCUUAAUGCCAUUUCAUCAGCUGGUCAACUCAAAUCCAGUACCAACUCAAUUUUAGGUAUUAACAAUGCUGUUUCAAUGGUUUUAAGUCAAGGUAGAAAGGAUAUCACUAGAAAACUCUUAAUUCACAUUACAGAUGGUAUGUCCAAUUUACCUUGUGGUAUGGGAGCUUGUCGUGCCAUGUAUGGUAGUGAUAAGUCAUUAUAUGGAUCUGUUCCUAAUUAUUGUAAAUCACCUCGUUUCCCAGGUACUGAUGCAACAAUAUGCUCAUGGAAUGAGCCACUCAGUAGAUGUAAUCCUUGUUCUGAUGCUACUCUUAGAUCAACUGAUUUGAAUUCUUGGACAGUUGGAGGUGCUUCAAAUCCAGAAAAAUCAACUUAUGGAUCUAUUUGGAAUUGGAGACAAUUAGUUGUAGGUAUUGGUGAUGGUUUGAGUUCAGGGUAUGGACAACUUCAAAUUCAAAAGAUGAAUUACGAUCCAAACAAUUUAAUUGUUGUCGAUUGGUCUGAUUUGAGCUCUGUUUAUCAAACUGUUAUUGAUAAUAGUUGUAAUCUUGUCGAUUCCACUCAAACCAACGUUCUUGUUCCACUUUCAAGUUCUGGAUAUUCUAUUCAAUAUCUUGGAAAGACAUUGUCCAAAUCAAGUUACCUUAAUUAUGAAGCAACCAUUUCAACAUUCACUUAUCGUGUUAGUGUCUCUUCAUCAGCACCUGCUUUACAAAGAUUUACCUUAGGAUUACAACCUGGUUACAAUCAAGAUAACUUUGUAAAUUAUGAUCCAUACUUCCCAGUUUUCAUUGGUCAAGACACUACCACUAAUUUGAAUGGUUUCACUUUCUUAUCACUUCCAAAUUCAUAUACAAUUGCAGCUGGUUCAUCAGAUACCUAUACAUUGAGUAUUGCUGGUGAUAUUCCUGAAGGUGUUAUUACUUAUGGUAUGUCGGGUGGUUCACAAUACACACAAGGAACUGUUAAGGGACCAAGUGGAGUGAUCAACUCAACCACAGUUGCUCUUCCACCAAAUAUUAAUUACGGUGAUGAUUCAAGUUAUAGAACUACCUAUUGUUCCUCAACCAAAUGUUAUUUCUUUACCAAGAUGAAUUAUGCCUAUCGUAUUGAAGCAAUGAAAUCAUCAUCUGCUAAUCUUUCUGCUGUACAAAUUAAUAGCAUGUCAUUUGAUCAAAUUGCUAGUGGAUGGGAUUCAAAUCCAAACAAGUCUCAAUUCUCUCGUAAUGUAGCUAAUGGUAUUAUGGAAGUACAUGAACAUGCUAGAAAUCAAAGUGAAAAAUUAUCAAAUUCUAAUUUACUUGUUAUGGAUUUUGGAGCAGGAACUGGUACUUUAACUUUAAUGUUUUUGAAUCAUUAUCUUUCACAAAUUGAAAGAAUUGAUGCUGUUGAUGUUAGUUCUGGAAUGUUAUCACAAUUACAAGAUAAAAUUACCAAAUUAACAAAUGAUAACAUGUUAACAUGUGGUGAAAAGAUUGUUAUUAAUAAUAUUGACUUGGAAUUGGCUGAACAAUCUUUACAUCCUAUUAGUUUAAAUAAGGGUAAAUAUAAUGUUAUCAUGUCUGGUAUGGUUUUCCACCACUUGGAAAAUAUUCCAGAAAAGAUUAAAUUAAUUUCAUCUUAUUUGGCUCCUGGAGGUAUGUUUAUUUUGGAUUAG
Messenger RNA from Naegleria gruberi, 1860 nucleotides. RefSeq lists its product as uncharacterized. The record is from RefSeq and is a predicted model, not a curated record. The transcript has 2 exons. NCBI's taxonomy places the organism in Eukaryota, Heterolobosea, Eutetramitea, Acrasida, Naegleriidae. Bases 1 to 1860 code for a protein of 619 amino acids.